Dipodomys ordii (Ord's kangaroo rat) is the source of this 1869-nucleotide messenger RNA. It is a transcript of the gene Snx10, whose product is annotated as sorting nexin 10. The coding region runs from base 42 to 527 and encodes 161 amino acids. The record is from RefSeq and is a predicted model, not a curated record. Gene Ontology annotation, molecular function: phosphatidylinositol binding. Lineage: Eukaryota; Metazoa; Chordata; Mammalia; Rodentia; Heteromyidae. The transcript has 4 exons. Gene Ontology annotation, biological process: intracellular protein transport.
GUGAGGCCUUAUUUUUCUAUUCUUCCGUACAGACAAAUAGUAUGUGUUUUACAAUGAAAACAUCCUGUGUGCGAAGAAGAUACAGAGAAUUUGUAUGGCUGAGGCAAAGACUCCAAAGUAAUGCGUUGCUGGUGCAAGUGCCAGAAUUGCCAUCGAAAAACCUAUUUUUCAAUAUGAACAACCGCCAGCAUGUUGAUCAGCGUCGUCAGGGUUUGGAAGAUUUCCUCAGAAAAGUCCUGCAGAAUGCACUUCUACUCUCAGACAGCAGCCUCCACCUCUUCCUGCAGAGUCACCUGAACUCCGAGGACAUCGAAGCAUGUGUCUCUGGGCAGACCAAGUACUCAGUAGAAGAAGCAAUUCACAAGUUUGCUUUGAUGAAUAGACGCUUCCCCGAAGAAGACGAAGAAGGGAAAAAAGAAAAUGAUAUAGAUUAUGAUUCAGAAAGUUCAUCCUCUGGGCUUGGACACAGCAGUGAUGACAGCAGUUCACAAGGAUGUAAAAUAAGUACAGCGCCACAGGAAUCCUGAAAAAUAAUUCUAAAGGCAUUACCUUAGGAAUAGCAAAUUGUGUCCAGUCCAUAGAGAAGAGAGCUUGCUUGUAAUAAAUCCUUACCUAAAGCUCACUGUCACGAUACUACGUAUUUAAAUUCUUAAAGACAGUGGGUGGUUCGUUUAGUAAUGGUAUGUAUUUUUAUGUUGUCUAAUGUUAGCCAUGCUUCUGUUUAAAGCAAAAGAAAAAAAAUCUGUGAAUGCCAUACAGUCCUUAUUGCCCAGUGUUACUGGUAAAGAAGAUCCUGCCUUCAACGCAACUGAUUUGUAUGUUUGAAAAAAAAAAAAACAACCCAACUUAGUUGAUUUUUAUUGAAUCCUAAAAGAGAAGUAAGAUAGCAUUUGAAACCCAAAUAGAGCAAAGGGGCAAUUCUUGUGAAUGCAGUGUAUGUGACGUUGGCUACCGCAAAGGGGACAGUGUAGAGCAACCUGCCCCUCAGACAGGUGGCUGCUACUCUGUGGCUACCUCCCCUGCACUGGCAAAAAACACUUUGCUUUUGCGUGUUUAACUGAACUAUUUAAGAGUAUUUAACCUUUCCAGUAUUCUAUUUCACACUUAGAUGGAAAAAUGUAUCUUAAGAUUAGAGCUAUAUUAAAAAUAAUGUUUACAUCUUAGGAAAAAAAGGCAGAAAUAGUGCUAGUAAUUUUAUUUAGUCUUGCAAUAUGUAGAUUCAGAAGUAGAUUUUCAUUGUCUAAAACCCACUUAAAUAUGGUUUUUGACAACCAGUCAUGUGUUUUCAUUAUCAUUGGGUAAUUAGAAUUAUAGCUUAAUGACUUAUUUUUUGACCAAAUGUGUAUAAUUUUUUUAAAUUACUCAACAACUUUCAUCAACACUAGUAGCUACUUACUUACUACUUGUGUUUUUAAAUCACAAGGACCUUAAAAAUUAAUAUGUUUAAUUUUAACUAAGAAGUAUUCCCCAUAUUUUGGAAAGGAUGUCAACUUGCUACUUUCCGAAUUUAUUCUGCACUUUUUGGAGCCCCUUCAUAGUAUGUAUCUACCUUGAGAUGGCUCUAAUUUCAACAAAAUGCCUUUUCUUAGUGGUCCAAAGAUUAGAUGUUUUAGAUAAACUACUUUGAACUUCAAAUUACAGAAGUUUUGUUUUCCCCACUUGAAUGGUACAGAAUACUGUGUGAAAAAAACAGGAAGAUACUUUCAUAUAACUUGGCUAACUUGUUGCUUUGAUUAAAUGUUACCUAGUCUCACUGGCUGCUGCAGCAAAAGAAAAAAAAAUCCAUUUCAUUUUAUUUUAACUAGGAGCUGAAAAGUUACUGUAUUAUUAAAAACUCCAAGAUAAUAGUUUCAAAGAACUAACUAAAGA